This is a messenger RNA of Vicia villosa (hairy vetch), 1194 nucleotides long. RefSeq lists its product as uncharacterized. The transcript has 2 exons. Bases 1 to 1194 code for a protein of 397 amino acids. Gene Ontology annotation, molecular function: nucleic acid binding; RNA-DNA hybrid ribonuclease activity. Lineage: Eukaryota; Viridiplantae; Streptophyta; Magnoliopsida; Fabales; Fabaceae. The record is from RefSeq and is a predicted model, not a curated record.
AUGGCCAACAACAACAUACCUAGCCCUGAUCCCUUCGUCCUGGAACAACUGAUUGAAGAUUCCAGCCGCGAGGUGACGAAUCGCCGUCGGCAGGAAGGGUCGCAACGUGCUCUUGCCGGACAGAGAAGGCCGAGGCAUGAGACCUCGCAGCCCCAGAGGCAACAUGUGCACGGCCUUCAACAAGUCCAGAAUGUCGAACAAACCCAUCCUGAAGGACAAGUUCAAAACGGGGAAGACGGGCAGACCCGUCCCCAGACUGAACCAGAGCAGCUCCAAAUUGUGAAUGAAACUGAUACCAGAGACAGGCAACCCGCUUCCUCGUUCACCCACACCUCUGACAGACGAAGAAGCCGUAGCCCGGACGAGGAGGAACAAAUCAACAUUCCCGAGGGCGCUGAUCCAACCGCCAUCCUCCUACUCAAGGAGCUGCAGAGAACCAACCGCCUCAUCCGCCUGCAGGGCGACCGCAUCCACGACCUAGAAAGGAAGCGACGAUAUCGCUCCCCCCAGCGGAGACGCCAUCGGUCACGUUCCUAUUCCUCUUCGCGGUCUCCUCCGAGGAGAAAUCGCAAGCGCAGUCCGUCUAGGUCUCGUUCCCCCUCGAGAAGAAACCGACGCCAGCGGUCUUAUUCCCGCUCUCCACCUCGAAAGACUCGGAAGAAUCAGAAACCUGAAACUACUGAAGCCAGGAGUCUCUCACCCGAGCAGGAACACCGAGGCCCCUCCAAAGCUGUGCAGAAAAUCCGCGAGCACUCUCCAAAAGACAACCGCAAAGUCUCGGGCAAAAUACGCACUAAAUCCAAGCGGGGCAGACAUUCAAACUCCCCUGAACCUAGCGACGAAGAAGAUUUCCGCAGUCCCUUGUCCGAGCACAUCCGGCGAGUUCGUCUCCCUCGAGGGAUGGAAAAACCACCCGCCUUGGACCAGAAGGCAUUAAAAGCUCAGGCGCUGGCGGACUUCGUAGCAGAGAUGACCUCUAUCGCCGACUCGCCCGACAUGACUAAAGAUAAAUGGACCAUCUACGUGGAUGGCGCCUCGAGCAACUCGGAAAGCGGAGCAGGCAUUAUCUUGGAAAACGACGAAGGACUCAUCAUAGAAGUAUCUUUGGUCCUCUCUUUCAACACGUCGAACAACCAGGCCGAGUACGAAGCCCUCCUCGCAGGCCUGAGACUCGCCGAGGACCUAGGGGCGUGA